Molecule: messenger RNA, 1047 nt
Organism: Aspergillus piperis CBS 112811
Lineage: Eukaryota; Fungi; Ascomycota; Eurotiomycetes; Eurotiales; Aspergillaceae
Product: GPI anchored serine-threonine rich family protein
Exons: 5
Coding region: 257-964 (235 amino acids)
Source: RefSeq, a predicted model, not a curated record
AGGAAAAGUAAGAAGGAUCAAACGCGGCCCAAGCAGGCAGAUAUCGCCAUGAUAGACCCUUGCCAUGAGGUGGCUCGUUGCGGUGUAUCCUCCAUCCAUACAUUUAUAAGGCCCUCUCAACCCAGCUCUUCCCUCAAGCCAUUAAAUAUCCUACGAACUGAAAGCGCUCGUUAGCCCUGCUAUCGCUACUCUUCCCAUUUUAGACACCAUAUCCUCCGCUUUGAACAGCUUCACUCGUCGAACAUAGACUAUCAAAAUGCAUUUCUUGAACAUUGUUGUCUCGAUGAUGGCGUUCGCCAUUACAGCACUGGCCAUUACAAUCACCCAGCCUAAGAAUGGUGACCAGGUGGACUUUAGCAAGCCCUACACCAUCAAGUGGACGACCGUGGCUUCUGACCCUACGGACUUCGACCUCAUACUGGUCAACAUGAACAGCCAGCCCACCGUCAGCAAGAAGAUCGCCAAUGUCAAGACAUCGGAUAGCAAAUACACCGUUGACAAGGUCAUCGGUAUUCCAGUUGCUGAGGGCUACCAGCUCAACGCCGAAUCCAACACCACCCAUAACACCGGCAUCCUGAGCCAGUCGCAGCAGUUCAAUGUGACCAAGGUUGGCAAGGCUGAAACAAGUAAGGAAAAUUCUAUUUUAUCAUCAUCACCACCGUCACCAUCACAACCAUCAUCAUCUUCACCGUCAUCAUCACCAUCACCAUGUAUCCGCCCACAUACCAGCACCAUCAUCACAAAAACCACUUCCCGCCCCUGCAUCAAUCACCAGACUACUUCACCAUCUAGCACCGCUCCCUCCGCCUCCACAACACCGGCUUCAGCCACCACUAGCGCCACCCAGACAGCUGCUGCGUCUACCUCCUCGUCUGCCGGAUCUGCCGCGUACACGGGCACGCUUCCUGGCUCCGCCGCCGUGAUCGGUGCACUCGCAAUGGGCGUAAUUGCCGAGAUUCUGUAAGUGAAAGAAACAGGCACAUCGAAGUCGCACAAGCCGGUCAGCGAAGCGAUCGAUAAACCUGAAAUCGAACCGACCCGCACGAC